AUGAAUAUUCAUAAAACAACAAUAGGGAUUAUAAUAACAUUGAUAUGUUUAUUGAUAAGUAAUGGAGAGAGUUUACCUUCUUAUACACCAUAUCAUAUACAUUUGGCAUUGGGAGAUGAUCCUCAAGACAUUGUGGUUUCAUGGUUGACCAAGGCCAAGGUGCCUAUGCCAACCGUCUACUAUUACCAAGGUUCAUGCGAUGAUGUACAAGAGAACCUAAAGAAUAUACAAAAACAUCCAAUAUCACCUAUGGGAAGUAAACUACUAGCUACAGAAGAAAUCACAUCGGUUGAUGCAAAUUCAGAUAUCCUCCUCACCAACAAUAACCAUAACAAUCAACAACAAUACUCUACAAAUCAAAUUAAAUCUUUUAAAAUGGCUACUGGUACAACUACAACUUAUUUUGGAUUGGAUGCUUAUAUUCACAGUGUACAAUUGACAUUGUUAUCAUCUGGUAAACCAUAUUGUUAUAGAGUUGGUGGUGAAAAGUCAAUGUUGACUAGCAGUGGCAGUAAAUAUCCAUCGAGUUGGUCAAAUACAUGGUAUUCAUUCAAGACUAAUCCAUUACCAACAUUGGCACCAACUAUAGUUGCUGCAUUUGCCGAUUCGGGGACUUGGGGUAAUAUCCCAGAGGUCUUUGAACACAUUGCUUCGGAUCCAGACAUUACAGCUGUCAUUCAUGCCGGCGAUCUCUCCUAUGGAGUGACAGAAGAGAUAUGGGAUCGAUUUGGUAAUUUGAUCGAACCCAUUUCAUCGCAGUUCCCAUAUAUGACCAUCCCAGGUAAUUGGGAUGUCAAAGAAGGUGCUUUGGAACCAUUCAAGAAUCGUUACAAAAUGCCUCUUUACAUUAAAUCACCAACCAACAAAUUAGUGUUUGACACUAACAACGCAGACAAAGACAAAUCAGACAACAACGUAGAAAUCAAAGUAGAGACAGCAAAUAAUUUAUUCUAUAGUUAUGAAUAUGGUUUAAUUUAUUUUGUAAUGAUAUCAUCCUAUGAUGACUAUCAUCAAGGUAGUGUACAAUAUAAUUGGUUAAAGCAACAACUAGAACAUGCAGCUAGUAUCAGACAUCGUGUUCCAUGGUUGAUUGUGUGUGCCCACAGUCCAAUGUACAGCUCGUCGUCGGGACACGAUGGUAGCGACUUGGGAUUCCGUGAGGCUGUCGAACCAUUGAUCAAGAAAUACAAGGUCAAUCUAGUCAUUUCAGGCCACGACCAUGGAUACGAGAGAACCUAUCCAGUGUACCAAGGAAAGAUCCUCGACGAAAAGAAGCAAAGAUACGAUUCGUCAGAGGGAACCAUUCACAUUUUGGCAGGCACUGGUGGUGCCACCUCGGACCCAUGGCUCGAUCAACCAGACUGGUCACUUCAUCGUGAAACAUCGUGGGGAUUCACCAAACUCGCUGCCUACCAAUACUCUUUAGAGGUGACCUAUCUCCGAACCAAUGGAUCGGUCGGUGACAGCUUUGUCAUUGUACACGAACACGCCAAAACCUCUUCGCACACUUCUAUCUUUUUUCUCCUCCUCUUUUUAAUUAUCCUUAUUUUUCCUAUCUGCACCUAUCGUGGCACGGCAAACAAGUUAUUUCUAUCGGUUCUACAACAUGAUUCCUACGCUUCAAGUUCAAAAUCAAUGGCUUAA
This is a messenger RNA of Cavenderia fasciculata, 1644 nucleotides long. RefSeq names its product Purple acid phosphatase. Bases 1 to 1644 code for a protein of 547 amino acids. NCBI's taxonomy places the organism in Eukaryota, Evosea, Eumycetozoa, Acytosteliales, Cavenderiaceae. The transcript has a single exon. Gene Ontology annotation, molecular function: metal ion binding; acid phosphatase activity. The record is from RefSeq and is a predicted model, not a curated record.